GCAAAAUCCUCAUUGAGUUUCAUCCACAUCGUGAUUUUGUUGCCCUUCCAGAAUCAUUAUUUUGAUCUCUCCAUAGUCAAAGUAAAGACGAACCCUCUCAUGGUAGCCCCGCUAUUUCUGCAUGCCAGAGCAGAUAUUAUCCUUCGAUCAUCAGAUGGCGUCGAUUUUCGCGUGAUCACGCUCUUUCUGAAUCUCGCAUCCUCGUCCUUUGACUCCAUCAUUGAGCAAGCGGCACAAUCAGACCAGAUCGAAGGUGAUCUGCCCAUCGUGCCCGUGGAAGAAAAUCACAGAGUCCUUGACAUCUGGCUCAGAUUCUGCUACCCUUCUACUCUCGCGGAGGAUCCUCCUCUGCAUGAACUUGAAGAUAUCAUACCUGUCCUCGAGGCAGCCAGGAAAUAUUCUUUGAAACCGCUUGAGCACAAAGUUCGCCAAGCGCUUAAAAGCCGCAUGGAGAAAGAGCCUUUGAGAUGCUUUGCGCUUGCGAUGCGCGCCCAGCUGAACAUUGAAGCUACGCUCGCUGCAGAAUAUACUCUCCGCCAGUCUCUCAUUCCUGCGAGGGUUCCGGAAAUCGACCUUAUCACGGCAAAGGAGCUGCUCGCACUACUUACCUAUCAUCAGAGGUGCGGCAUAUCGGUACAAUCCCUGGGCAGGGAUCUAUCCUGGAUCACCAGCGGCUACAGCUUGAAUGCGACAGGAUAUCAAUGGAUCAUUGAUAGCGGUUCCUGUGGCUGCGAGUCCGGCAACCGAUUCUUGCUCAAUGGUCAACGACCAUUGAAGUGGUGGAGUGAUUACAUGGAAAAGACCCUGACGUCCUUGUACGACAAGCCAUCUGGCCACACAGUCCUUGUGGGGGUCGGUGAUACAGUUCGGGGCGUUCGAGCUACUGGUUGCUCGCAGUGCUGUUCAAAUAUCUUGGUGAAUAUGACAGGAUUCGCCGAGUUUUUCAGUAUGGAGGUUGAUAUGUUGACGGCAAAGGUUGAUCUCGAUAUGGAGUUGCUUAAACCCUUCGUUCCGGUUACUCCAUCAACAAAGAAUUUUAGGGGGGCACCGGGCGGAACAACGGCCCAGACGGACCGUGACACAGGGCGAGAAGGGGAAGAAGAAAAAGAAAAAGUGAGGGAACUCUCAAAACUACUCAGGUUGUAUAUUGGCACACAGGUUGGGAAAUAGUGCUAGUAGUGGUCCAACACUAUUCUCAAGACCAGACUGCACAUUCUAGAACACCGCGGUGCCAUCGACCAACUAAUGUACUUAGUAGCUGAAUGUCAUGUCUCAGUCUGUCUCAGUGCCAGAACCGUGAUUAC
This is a messenger RNA of Suillus subaureus, 1304 nucleotides long. RefSeq lists its product as uncharacterized. Bases 100 to 1170 code for a protein of 356 amino acids. The transcript has 3 exons. The record is from RefSeq and is a predicted model, not a curated record. Gene Ontology annotation, molecular function: protein binding. Lineage: Eukaryota; Fungi; Basidiomycota; Agaricomycetes; Boletales; Suillaceae.